CUAAUCUCUAUAGGAUAUGUAGGUUAACUUUUGUCGUUCUGUUUUCACUCUAUUUCCCAUAAAGGCUAGAGCAUGAUUUGUGUGCAAGUGCACGGACACUGUUACUAAAGCUCGCCGGACUCCACAACCCGCAGCCUUCUUCAUUUGUCUCGCGCCCUCCUUGAUAGGCGCCAAAAUCUGGUAAUUCUUACGAAGGGCAAUUAUAUUUUAGAUGUCUUCGCAGACACCUUCUCGAUCUGCGAGCGAGGCCGAUAGAGUUCUGAGAGAAAGGAGGCGGUCUCGGAACAAAGUUGCCUGCUACCCGUGCAAAAAACGCAAGGUCAAAUGCGACGCUGGACAACCAUGUGCAAUGUGCGUCAGGCGAGGUCAUCCUGCGAUAUGCAUGUAUCUUGAAAAUCAUACUGGAAGGUCUACGCCGGGAGAUGUCAUAGCGCCUAUCGAGCAGCCGCGACCCAAGACCAGACGCGAACCAAUCACAGACACCCAAUUCCUAGGCUCGGAGUCGACCACGGCAUACAUGCAGCGACUCGCCACGGAGAGAGGCGAUGAGGUAGCCCGUGACGUUUCCCCGGCACUAGCUCUAGGGAAUGUUGUGAGUUGGAAUCCUUUUCAGUGUUACAACGAACGGAACAAUGGAUUCUCGGAGCUCGAAACUAUUCUCCCUGAACGUGAAGACAUACAAAAAUACUAUCAGUCAUAUCGUUCGUUUGUGCAUCCGCUGAGCCCACUGAUGGACAUAGAACCCCUAGAGCUGAAGAUAGCAGAUCAUCUAGAGGGACGCGUUUCAUUCGUUAACGAUGUCAUUUCAGCGGCAACCAUCGCGCUCGUUCUUGCAGUACUUGCAUGCGGUGCGCAGUACUCCGACCUCAACUCAUCCGAACGAAGAAGCAAUUCACGAAAUCUUGCAUCAAAGAGCUUCCGCGCGCUCCAGCUAGCCAACUAUCUCGUCCGACCUACUGCGUCCUGCUUACAGACUUUGAUUCUUCUUGGCUUGUUCAUCCGCAACGACGGAGAUGCUGACGCCUCUUGGGCGCUACUUGGCACCACAAUGAGGCUAGCGCAAUCUGUUGGUCUUCACGAUGUUAAGACUAUGCGCAAUCUCUCUACUAGAGACAAGGAAAUGCGGUCGCAGCUCUGGAAAACAAUCUUACAGCAUGACAGCAUCCUUUCGCUUUGCUUUGACCGUCCAAUGUUCACUCCCACUCUGCCUCUAUCAAGCUUUCCCUCCUCAACACCGGCAGAGAGCUUGGACUAUUCGCAGAUGAUGUGGGAAAUUACACGACUCUGUGCCGACAACUUGACACACCGCAACCGCGAGGUCGAUUACAAUCGGUCGCAACAAUGCCUCAUACAUGUUGACAGUAUCUUCUCUCAGUCAUCACCACACUUACAAGAGAGGUCUGCGUGCCUUAGAAUGCAUGAUCGUCUCGAGCAUCAUACGAUCAACAUUCACAUAAACUUUAUGAUCUCAGUAAUAUGCAGGCCUGCCUUUCUAGGCUCAGAUCUCGACGAUUGUGACGACAAGACAGCGUUGGCCGAGAGGGGCAAAGCUGCGCUCACAAGUACGGUUAGUCAUUUCCUGUGUCUACAUAGACUCACUACGUACGCUGUAAGGACUUGGACAACUCUCCACGAAGCUUUGAGCUCUGCACUCUUGCUUGAGCUACUGCGUGAGCCAGACAAAAGCGCCGAAUUGACCGGUCUGCAAAAUGAGUUUCUGGAGGUAGUCAUCUCCAGUCUCGACAGUGGGUCUACUGUACAGACCGGCCUAUCCAAGCCACAUGCAAGAGCUAUCGCUGCUUUACGCAAAAUCGCUCAGAAGCGGGCUUCACCGAGCCUAGCUACGCCCAUCGCCAUCAAUUCUGCGACACAGCCAGUAUCUGGCUCAUCCAACGUAACCAAUCUGCCAGACUUCGACUCUUUCACCUUCGACGAGAGUACUUUGAGCACUUUUGACACGAUCCUGUGGGAUACCGAACCGGAUCUCGAUAGCCAGUUUUGGUUAGGCCUCAACAGCGACUUCACAGGGACCUAGCAUAAGAACCUUUCAGAGGCAAUCCAUCGUGUUGAUUGCUUUUCAUUUCAGGGUUUACUCAGCGUCCAAAGAUCUUGUUGUGAAUACUCGAGUGGUCUAGUAUUUGGCCAACCCUCUUUUCGGUCAGAUCCUCUACAGUCGUCUGCUUUGUACAGAUGCAGGCCUGAGGGGACAAAAGUCAACUCCAAACCUCUUCAGAGCGCCACACUGUCGAGAUAGACGGUACUAAGAAGCCUCUGACCACCAAAAGCAGCUUCUAGCGUUUUGUUUAGCAGAGGCUCGCAGUGCGUAAGAUAGGGUCAAUCCAACGCUAGAUGCAAUCACUGUAAGUGACCUUGCAGAGCAAGGCACGACAACACUGCUGCUGUGCAGGAAGUCACUCCACAAUU
This is a messenger RNA of Boeremia exigua, 2424 nucleotides long. RefSeq names its product fungal-specific transcription factor domain-containing protein. The record is from RefSeq and is a predicted model, not a curated record. The transcript has 4 exons. Gene Ontology annotation, biological process: regulation of DNA-templated transcription; DNA-templated transcription. Gene Ontology annotation, molecular function: zinc ion binding; DNA-binding transcription factor activity, RNA polymerase II-specific; carboxy-lyase activity. The coding region runs from base 212 to 2035 and encodes 607 amino acids. NCBI's taxonomy places the organism in Eukaryota, Fungi, Ascomycota, Dothideomycetes, Pleosporales, Didymellaceae.